This is a messenger RNA of Pollicipes pollicipes, 2514 nucleotides long. Its product is annotated as CRISP/Allergen/PR-1. The transcript is spliced from 8 exons. Lineage: Eukaryota; Metazoa; Arthropoda; Thecostraca; Pollicipedomorpha; Pollicipedidae. The record is from RefSeq and is a predicted model, not a curated record. Gene Ontology annotation, cellular component: membrane; extracellular region. Bases 63 to 1391 code for a protein of 442 amino acids.
CGCUCGCCACGUGCACGCUCCCGGACGGGCAGGACAGCAGCAGCCCGACGCCGCUACCGAAAAUGAUGGAGUCCACAAUGCUGAUGUUGGCGAGCCUGCUGGCCGUGGCCAGCGCCCAGUCCGAGUAUUGCAGGUUCACUCCUAAGCACACACUGUGCCAGUUCCAGGGUACCGGACCGCACUGUGAUCAGCUGCAGGCCCGCGAGGUGUCUGCCCAGGAGGCCAGGUACAUCGUAGCUGAGCAUAACGAACUGCGGGCUAAGGUGGCCAGCGGGCGCGAGACACGCGGCAAGACCUUCGGCCAGCCGUCUGCCGCCAACAUGAACCAGCUGGAGUGGGACGACGAGCUGGCCAAAGUGGCCCAGCGUUUCGCCGACCAGUGCAUGUUCGGGCACGACUGCCUGGACUGCAGGCGCGUCGCGCGGUUCAAGGUGGGUCAAAACGUGUACAGCUCGUCCAGCACACGGCUGGACAACUCCCCCAACUGGCGUCAGGCGCUCUACGCCUGGUACGACGAGGUGGCGCGGUUCAACCCGCAGAACAUCGAACCGUUCGUGUUCUCCUCUCCCCUGGGCCACUACACGCAGCUGGUGUGGGCCAAGACCAGCCGCAUCGGCUGCGGCUACACGCUGUACAAAGAGGGGCCCUGGUGGACCAAGCUGUAUGUGUGCGACUACGGGUCGACUGGCAACUUCCAGGAUGGUCAGAUGUACGAGCGUGGCGCGCCCUGCAGCCGCUGUCCCAGCGGAACCAGCUGCUCCAAUCAGUACCACGGACUCUGCACCGGUUCGUCCAACAACAUUCGCGUGCAGAACAAGCCGGUUACGUCGUCCCCACCGGCCCAGGUGCCCGGCGUCGGCUCUCCCCCAGUGAACGCAAACGGCCAGCGCCUGUUCACCUGCGACCUGGACCACGACGGCUGCCGCGUCAAGUUCGUCGGCACCACGUGGAAGAUCAUCCACACCGACUCGCCGCAAGGUCGGAUCUUGGGCACGGCGGUCACCUCUGGGCGCACCUCGGAGCUGACCUUCCAGCAACUGGUGGUGCCGCCACGCGACGGUUCUCUGUGCCUUAAGUUCGCCUACCUCAAGUACGAGCUGGGCGGCGACGCCGGUGUCGAUCUGGUCAUCUCGCUGGAGCCGCUGGGCGGCGCCGGCCAGCGACUUGAGUACGUGGAGCACGACAGCGCGCGCGGCCAGAUGGUGCACCGCGCCGUCCAGCUGGACCACGUGAUGCAGCCGUUCCAGGUGCGCGCGAAGGCGUCGGUGCCGGCCUGGGCGUUCGGCCAGGCCACGGUGCUGGCGCUGGACGACCUGGAGCUGGUCGCUGGUCCGUGCAGCGGCAGCGGAGGCGGUGGCCACGACGGCUUCACUUACCGGGACUUCUUCUGAGGGGACUCCGGACGUGGGGGCCGUGCCGACUGAGCCACGUGAACUCCUCGUGGCGCGUGCACCUAAGUCGUGGCACGACCUCAGUCCGCAGCGGUCGGCGUCGGCGUUGGGGACGCGACGCUUUAGACAUUUUUUUCAAAAGACACGCAUUUAAGCGCAAGUACAUGUCCAAUACCCAGUCGGUGACUGGGUACGGACAGCUCAGGAAACCAGUUGUGAGGCUUUAGAUGUUUGAUUGACCUGUUUCGGUUUAGUUUUGUUGGCUGCGCGUCAUGAACGGCAUCAAAGAUGUACCCAGCUUUGAACGGUGCGCAGAAAAAUGCUGGACAUUGUUUUGUUUGACAUCAUCAUCAGUCAUCUUUCAUGUGGUUGGGCGGUUUUCUAUCCGUGCUGUUCCUUAUUAAUGCUUUGAAUCACAUACCUUGCUUUAAGCGUGGUGGCCUAUGAUCUACCUCAUAUCACACAGCCGUCCACAAUAUCCUCUUCAGGGCGCAGUUUGACCCUCUCAUUUCCUUCCUUCUUGUGAAGCGCACACUGUACUUGCUUACAGCGUCAUCAACACGGCGUCUAUUCGAAGCAUAAGGCUCCAUUUGGCUUGUGGCUCGUUGAGAUGUCAGACUUAAUAACGCGGACAAACUCGAACUUUCGAGAGAACAGCUCUUCAAGCCAUUGCGCCAGGAGCCAGCUGGCGCAAACCACAGACCCGCAGCCUUGUGGUUUGCCUUGGCACAUUACUUCAUCCGAUGUUACGCGUUUUGUAUAAUCUGGGUGGCAGGCGGUGCUGUUGUGAUGGCUGUUAGUAUUUAAGCAUAUUUUAACAUGGCGUCAAGCCAAGCUCCUGUACAUGCCUUUUACAGAGCGUCGCAGGGCGUGGAUUUGCAGUCCUCCCCCGCCGGUCGCUGGCGUUUGGCGCUCACGCGGUGUGUGUCUUUAAGCGGUCGGGCUGGAGGUGGGCGUCAUGACAGUGGUGUGAUGCUGGACCAUCGCCACAAUGCGGACGCAGCGGUGCUGCGGCGCGAUGGAGCUGGUUCUCAGAGUCGCGUGCUUCCUUACGGAGACUGGGGCAGGGUCCACGUGAGCUCCGGCGAGCCGGUGCCGCUGCAGGGCAGCUGUAAUACAUAUA